Messenger RNA from Phyllostomus hastatus (greater spear-nosed bat), 1402 nucleotides. Its product is annotated as protein-lysine methyltransferase METTL21C-like. NCBI's taxonomy places the organism in Eukaryota, Metazoa, Chordata, Mammalia, Chiroptera, Phyllostomidae. Gene Ontology annotation, biological process: peptidyl-lysine methylation. Gene Ontology annotation, cellular component: cytoplasm; cytosol. The record is from RefSeq and is a predicted model, not a curated record. The transcript is spliced from 5 exons. Bases 27 to 815 code for a protein of 262 amino acids. Gene Ontology annotation, molecular function: protein-lysine N-methyltransferase activity.
UUCUGCUACAUAAGCCGGCUCCGGUUAUGGACGUGUGUCUGAGCUCCGAGCAGCAGCCUGGGCGCCUGCGGGAAGGACUGGGCUCCCCGGAGGGCUGGUUCGAGGCCGAGGAGACUCCCCAGAAAGACGGCACCAGUGGACCUGCAGGAGAUUUUAACAACAUAGAGCCGUCUCUUCAGAGCCUCCAGAAAUUUGUUCCUGCAGAUUAUGCCAGCUACACUCAGGAGUAUUACCGGUUUGCAGGCGAGAAGAUUGUGGUUCAAGAAUCCAUAGAGAGUUACGGAGCGGUGGUGUGGCCCGGGGCCACGGCUUUGUGUCAGUAUUUGGAGGAACACACGGAGGAACUGAAUCUUCAAGAUGCUAAAACACUUGAAAUUGGUGCUGGACCAGGCCUUGUUUCCAUCGUGGCCAGUAUCCUAGGAGCUCAAGUCACAGCAACAGAUUUGCCUGAUGUCCUAGGAAACCUUCAGUACAAUCUUCUAAAGAACACACUACAACGUGUCACGCAUCUGCCUGAAGUGAAAGAACUGGUGUGGGGAGAAGGCCUGGAACAAAACUUCCCCAAGGCAACCUUCUAUUACGACUACGUCCUGGCCUCUGACGUGGUGUACCACCACUACUGUCUGGACAAGCUGCUCAGCACCAUGGUGUACCUCUGCCAUCCAGGGACUGUGCUGCUCUGGGCAAACAAGUUCAGAUUCAGCACUGAUUAUGAAUUUUUAGAUAAAUUCAAGCAAGUUUUUGAUACAACCCUCUUGGCUGAAUUCCCCGAGUCAUCAGUUAAAAUUUUUAAAGGGACACUAAAAUGGGACUAAAUUAAACAAAAUGCCCUUCAAAAAAAUUAGUGCAUGUUUUUAGCAGUGUUAGAGAUUGCAUUGUCAAUAAAACACUUAAAAGAUUGAGAAGGUAGUAUAUAAAAAAUAACUUGUAUACCCCAAAUAAACAGAGCUCAAAAUUACAGCGGCUUUCUACAAUAACCUAUUUAAGAUGAUUUGGUUAAUCUAAAUAUCAGCUAAGAAUAACACAAAAAUGUCAAAAUAGUUUUGCUGGCUUCCAAAAGUCUUGAUUAAAUGUUUAGUAAAUUUUACACAAAUAAAUCAAUAAGUGUAUUUUCUCCUUGAUAUUUCUACUGUAGAACACAGUUAUAAACUUAUCAGCAUACUUUUGUCGCACGGUUUUUUGAAGCCAAGCUUCAUAGGGUUCUUACAUCUUAAUUUGAAGAAUCUACUUCGAAGGGUUUUGAUUAGCAAAGGGAGGAGAUACUGAAUGAGAGAAAGCCAUCACAGGCUAAACAAUGACUAACAGUGAAAAAUACGGAGCCAAUGCUAGAAUGAGGGAACGGAUGCUGCCUAAGACACUUCCUAAGAGAAUUUAACUUAUAGAUACUCUCCCUCUGUGUCAA